AUGGAAAAGAAGGAGCUUUCCGAUCUAUUUAAACAGUACAAACCUAUCUACUUUGAGUAUGAAACACCAGACAAAAAUAAGUUCAAAGCGCAAAAACAAUUUGUGUUGACUUUUUCGAAUGCGGAAGACUCGAGUAAAGCGUGCGACGAUGUGAAUGGAACUUUCGUCGAUGGGAAAAAAGUCCGUGUAACGUUUUCGAAUAAACACACGAAGACCGCGUUCAUCCGGAAUUUGCCCGAAGACAAAACGGAAGACGAUGUCAAGAAACUUUUUGAAAAGUUUAACGUGACGACCGUUGUUAUGGAGAGUCCAACAUUUAAUGACAAACUAGUUGAUGUAAAAAUAGGCGUGAAGGACGAGAAGACUGCAAAUAGGAUUAUCAACGAUUUUAAGGAGAAAGAGAUUGGUGGGAAGAAAAUCAAAUUUGUAGUGUUACCAAAUUAUAAAGGGAAAAAGUGCUUUAAAUGUGGGAAGUAUGGUCAUAAAGGGAAAGAGUGCCCAGAAAGUCUUAAAAGUGGAAUGAAGGGGCGAAAAGGAAAGAAUAGAAAAGAAGAAGAUGAUGAUGAUGAAAGCCAAGAGGAAAAAGAGACUAAAAGAGGAAAGGGGCAAAUUAGAGAGAAAGACAAAAAGGAAAAGGUGUCAAAGAAAAUGUUCGACUUUUGA
Messenger RNA from Entamoeba invadens IP1, 663 nucleotides. RefSeq lists its product as hypothetical. The transcript has a single exon. Gene Ontology annotation, molecular function: zinc ion binding; RNA binding. The record is from RefSeq and is a predicted model, not a curated record. The coding region runs from base 1 to 663 and encodes 220 amino acids. NCBI's taxonomy places the organism in Eukaryota, Evosea, Mastigamoebida, Endamoebidae.